AACUAAAAGUCUCAAACAAAACCCUAUAUUUUUACAUUUUUCUUCCCAUUUUGCCCCCUACAUCCCCUAUUAGAUAUCUAUUAGAUAUGAAACCUCCAUUGAAAUUGAAUGUUAUACAGUCGUUCCCUUUACCCUCCCCAUGAGCAGGCUAGCACCCUUCAACGGCCGGAGAAAUCAAGAGUUCCUAUAAUAAACCCGUUUUCCGUUAUAGAUUUGCGCCUAUAUAUGAGCUAUUAUCGCUGCCGUUCACGGAGGGAGAGAGAGAGACACUCAGAUGCCAGACAAAACACCGGGCGUUGCACACCUGCACCCCGCUUCGCCAGUCGCCGCUGCACCGACAACGGUGUAGAAAUUAACUUUCGAGGUUUCCGAUCACCCCUGUUUCUCCUUGGCCUCUUCCCUCUUUCUGGCAUCAAACGAUUGCAACAACAGACCAUCAACAACAAUCAUCAAGAGCUACAAUGGUUUCCGGAAAGAAGACUGAUUUGCUGGCUGUUUUGAUGCAAUACUUUAUAAAGAUGUACAUAUUGGGAUCGAACCAUCAACUGCAAUGCAACACCAAAUAUGAUGGAAAGGCUGGGUUGGAAGACAACCCCUGGUUCAACAAAGAUUAUGGGAUCUGCGUUAGGGGUUGGUGGGGCAUGUGGUUGACCUUUUACAAGGGAGUUGACAUUCACUUGUGGAAAACCAAUGUUAACCUUUUAAAUGGUCAUCAUCAUUCAUCACAUGUUCUAUAUUCAAGCAAUAGAGUCAUGGGUUCCUUAUUGGCCAUCGGUAGUUCCAUAAGUUAUUCUAUCUGGUUGAUCAUUCAGUUUGAACAGACAAAUAUGCUUAAAACAUACCCUUGCCCGUAUUCGGUAACUGUUAUCACAUCGACCAUGGGUGCGGUUCAAGCACUUGUGUUUGGGCUAUGCACCGAAAGACAUUGGGGUGAUUGGAAGCUCGGUUGGAAUGUUAGACUUCUAACGGUAGCUUAUUCAGGCAUGUUGGCUUCUGGACUAAUGUUUACAUUCGUCACAAGGUGUAUGCAAAUGAGAGGUCCACUAUUCGUAUAUGCUUUUAAUCCUCUUUUGCUUGAUCUUGUGGCGAUAGCUGGAUCAUUGGUCUUGAAUGAAAGCCUACACUUAGGAAGUGUGUUGGGUGCGAUAUUGAUAAUAUUUGGAUUAUAUGCCGUAUUAUGGGGCAAAGGCAAAGAGGUAAAGAAGGUGGCUCAGUUGUGUCAGAUAAGAGAACCAAGCAUUAGAACGAGUGACGGUGCCAUUGAUGGUGAAUCAGAACACUCGAGUUUUGAUGUUGAUGAUAGUGAUUCGAAACAUUCAAGUGUACGAAGUGCGAAUGGAGAAUUAAGACGUGUUGAGGUUGUUGUGACAUGAUCAAACAAAAAAUGUUUAUAUGGUGUUGAAGAGCACAUAUAUGAUGCAAGAGUAAAAAUUGGUAGCUUAGGGAGGUUGCAUUAUGAUAACGAGAAGUCAAAAUUUAAACUUGCAUUUAUUUAAAAACAAUUGUUGUUAAAAGAAGAAAACACAAAUAAAUGAGGUUUUAAUAUUGACUUCUGGCUAAGUUUGGGUUUCUAGCUUUGGUGGUUAUCCAUUGAUGCUAAAAAAUAUUAAAUUUUGUUUUUGUUUCCUAUAGGCUUUAGCUAAUAUUGAAAUAGCUUACUCUU
Helianthus annuus (common sunflower) is the source of this 1663-nucleotide messenger RNA. RefSeq names its product WAT1-related protein At1g68170. Gene Ontology annotation, molecular function: transmembrane transporter activity. The record is from RefSeq and is a predicted model, not a curated record. The coding region runs from base 462 to 1373 and encodes 303 amino acids. The transcript is spliced from 9 exons. NCBI's taxonomy places the organism in Eukaryota, Viridiplantae, Streptophyta, Magnoliopsida, Asterales, Asteraceae. Gene Ontology annotation, cellular component: plasma membrane.